This is a messenger RNA of Harmonia axyridis, 3464 nucleotides long. RefSeq names its product protein mothers against dpp-like. The transcript has 4 exons. Gene Ontology annotation, molecular function: RNA polymerase II cis-regulatory region sequence-specific DNA binding; DNA-binding transcription factor activity, RNA polymerase II-specific; I-SMAD binding. The coding region runs from base 481 to 1590 and encodes 369 amino acids. The record is from RefSeq and is a predicted model, not a curated record. Gene Ontology annotation, cellular component: heteromeric SMAD protein complex. Gene Ontology annotation, biological process: BMP signaling pathway; anatomical structure morphogenesis; cell differentiation. Lineage: Eukaryota; Metazoa; Arthropoda; Insecta; Coleoptera; Coccinellidae.
UUCAUCGGCAGAGUAUGACUGCAGUGUAAUUUUAAGAUUAAAUAAUGAAAUUCAUAUUCAGUAAUUCCAUAUAUAAUUCUAAAGUUACACAAUUAUGAUUAUUGCUUUGUCUUUCUCGGAAUUUACAUUCAUAUUUCGUAUGAAACGGUGGUACAGUAGUUCUCAAAUCUUCAGUAGUAGUGCCUAAAAAAUUCCUAACGGAUUUCAAGCGGUAACUUAAAUUUAUAUAAUCUAUUUCAAAAAGACCCAAUUGUUUUCAUAUAUGGAAUUCGAUUUUACAAUUUAUUUAGAAAAUUAAUCAGUGCCAGUAUUUUCCACGAGGAUCAUGGCGAUAAUCAUGGCGAGGAUUUCAAAACGUGGGUGAAAACGACUGGCUUCCGCCUCGGAAAUGGUUUCAAGUUAUCCAUUGGGCUUGGAGUCCUUGGCGUCCUUGGCAACUUCAUAUGAAUAUUCUCAGGGCAAUCAACGCAGUGGGUUAAUAUGGACAUAGAGGAAGGAGAGUCUUCUAGCAGUGGUCCAUUAUCAACCCUAAACAGCCUGUUUUCAUUCACAAGUCCUGCAGUCAAGAAACUCCUUGGCUGGAAACAGGGAGAUGAAGAGGAAAAAUGGGCUGAAAAGGCAGUUGAUAGUUUAGUGAAAAAACUAAAAAAAAAAAAAGGUGCAAUUGAGGAAUUAGAACGUGCCUUAUCAUGUCCUGGAACACCAAGUAAAUGUGUCACAAUUCCCAGAAGUUUGGAUGGAAGACUCCAAGUUUCCCAUCGUAAAGGAUUACCCCACGUUAUUUAUUGUAAAGUGUGGAGAUGGCCCGAUCUGCAAAGUCACCAUGAGUUAAAGCCAUUGGAACAUUGUCAAUAUCCAUUCUCUGCCAAACACAAGGAAGUCUGCAUCAAUCCUUAUCAUUAUAAGAGAGUGGAAAGCCCAGUUUUACCGCCUGUUUUGGUUCCAAGACACAAUGACUUUGUACCCGGUCAUUCAUUACUUCCAUUCCAACAACUUGUUGAGCCGAAUAUGCCCCAAAACGUGAGCUAUUCUCAAAAUGGUUUCAAUUCCAAUCAAAUGAGCCCUAGUUCGCCGUUGUCUAAUGUGUCAUCACCCGGAAGUGUUUCAUCUAAUCCCCAAUCACCAUAUGCCAAUCUUGCAGAAACCCCUCCUCCUGCUUAUAGUCCUACAGAUGAAAAUAAUGUAAAUCCAAACAACAAUCAGAAUCCUGAACAAAGUUUAGCCAAUGAUGUCCAACCAGUGGCUUAUCAAGAAAAACCAUUCUGGGCCUCCAUAGCUUACUACGAGUUGAAUAGUCGGGUAGGUGAGGUAUUCCAUUGUCAUUCCACCUCAGUUAUAGUGGAUGGAUUCACAAACCCUAGCAACAAUUCCGACAGAUUCUGUCUUGGCCAGUUGAGCAACGUUAAUCGUAACUCUACUAUUGAGAACACUAGGCGACAUAUAGGCAAAGGGGUGCAUCUGUACUAUGUGAAUGGUGAAGUUUAUGCGGAGUGUCUUUCUGAUUCUCCGAUAUUUGUGCAAUCAAGAAAUUGCAACCAUCACCACAAUUUCCAUCCAUCUACUGUCUGCAAAAUACCGGCUUGGUCGUAACGUAACAUCGGUUGAUGAACUCAAUCUAUCCCGCUUCGUUAUGCAAUGCUCUACUGCCAGAGAAAUUUUGCGCGAUGGCGGAAACUUCAUGAUGAUCGAUUUAUUGUCACCUAUACAAGAGUUGAAGGAGUACUUCGAUGUAUAUUUAUACAUGACAACUAGCAGUGUUCAACACCACAAUCAACUUCUCAAGGCAAAAGACGCCUUAGUAUCAACCUUCGAUCUAAGGGAUAUCUGGUUCACACGAACAAUAAACUUCUGUACCUUGGUUUUCCAGAGAAUUCUUGGAUUGAAAAUAGAGUCGGAAGGACAUUUCAGAAAUAAUCACUCCUACACAGUUUCUUCGAAGCGUCAACCAUGGCGGAGUGAAGAUGUUGAUAUGGAGAUAAUCGAAGAGAAAUUGAAAGUGUGCACAAUUGAUUCGGAAGAAGAUCUAUGGAACAAUUCAUGCGGUGAGUCUUGCAGUUCUUGUUCUGAUGAACCUGAGUUUAGAUGUUCUGUUAUGAUCACUUCCAAUACAACACUGUCUUGUGUAGAAGUGGAGUUCUUUCGGAAUGGCUGUGAUAAAGAUAUGUUUUCUACUUUGGCAAGUUACACGUGUAGAAAUUUGUUGAAAUGGUUUUAUAAGUAUGAGAAUUUGCGUUCAAGAUCCACUAGAACUUGGUCGUAACGUAACAUCGGUUGAUGAACUCAAUCUAUCCCGCUUCGUUAUUCAAUGCUCUACUUCCAGAGAAAUUUCGCGCGAUGGCGGAAACUUCAUGAUGAUCGAUUUAUUGUCACCUAUACAAGAGUUGAAGGAGUACUUCGAUGUAUAUUUAUACAUGACAACUAGCAGUGUUCAACACCACAAUCAACUUCUCAAGGCAAAAGACGCCUUAGUAUCAACCUUCGAUCUAAGGGAUAUCUGGUUCACACGAACAAUAAACUUCUGUACCUUGGUUUUCCAGAGAAUUCUUGGAUUGAAAAUAGAGUCGGAAGGACAUUUCAGAAAUAAUCACUCCUACACAGUUUCUUCGAAGCGUCAACCAUGGCGGAGUGAAGAUGUUGAUAUGGAGAUAAUCGAAGAGAAAUUGAAAGUGUGCACAAUUGAUUCGGAAGAAGAUCUAUGGAACAAUUCAUGCGUUGAGUCUUGCAGUUCUUGUUCUGAUGAACCUGAGUUUAGAUGUUCUGUUAUGAUCACUUCCAAUACAACACUGUCUUGUGUAGAAGUGGAGUUCUUUCGGAAUGGCUGUGAUAAAGAUAUGUUUUCUACUUUGGCAAGUUACACGUGUAGAAAUUUGUUGAAAUGGUUUUAUAAGUAUGAGAAUUUGCGUUCAAGAUCCACUAGAACUUGGUCGUAACGUAACAUCGGUUGAUGAACUCAAUCUAUCCCGCUUCGUUAUGCAAUGCUCUACUGCCAGAGAAAUUUUGCGCGAUGGCGGAAACUUCAUGAUGAUCGAUUUAUUGUCACCUAUAGAGAGAGUGAGGUCAGAUACACAGGAUGUCGAGAAAGGGGAAAGGAAGAAAGACAGAGCAAAUUUCAACGUGAACUUCAUGAAGGUCGCACUGAAGUUUCUUUCAUCACCAACGGAAUGUCUAUCCAAUUAGCUUUCACACCACCAACUCAAGAAUAUAACAAGAAAGAUAAACAAUGUGAUCUCGAUAGAGAACCUGGAAAAGUUCACAUCAAAUCCUCCUUAAUAAUGAACGGCGUCUGCGUCAGAUGGAGGGGUUGGAUCGAUCUGGAGCGUCUCGACGGCAUCGGCUGCCUCGAAUAUGACGAAGAAUUGGGCGCUAAAGAAGAGGCCAGAAGAGAUAGCUACAUGAAGAUGAGAUGAAAAUUUCCGACUUGCCCUCAGUUUAUUUCGAUUUGAAAUAACUGCAUAUCUUCGCGU